This is a messenger RNA of Nycticebus coucang (slow loris), 337 nucleotides long. RefSeq names its product 10 kDa heat shock protein, mitochondrial-like. Gene Ontology annotation, molecular function: protein folding chaperone; ATP binding; metal ion binding. Lineage: Eukaryota; Metazoa; Chordata; Mammalia; Primates; Lorisidae. Bases 29 to 337 code for a protein of 102 amino acids. The record is from RefSeq and is a predicted model, not a curated record. Gene Ontology annotation, cellular component: mitochondrial matrix. The transcript has a single exon.
UAGAGUGGUGGCUACAGAGGUGGGAGCCAUGGCAGGAAAAGCAUUUAGAAAGUUUCUUCCACUCUUCAAUCAAGUAUUGGUUGAAAGGUGUGCAGCCGAAACUGUAACCAAAGGAGGCAUUAUGCUUCCAGAAAAAUCUCAAGGAAAAGUAUUGCAAGCAACAGUAGUGGCUGUUGGGUCAGGCACUAAAGGAAAGAGUGGAGAGAUUCAACCAGUUAGUGUGAAAGUUGGAGAUAAAGUUCUUCUCCCAGAAUAUGGAGGCACUAAAGUAGUUCUAGAUGACAAGGAUUAUUUCUUAUUUAGAGAUAGUGACAUUUUUGGAAAGUAUGUCGACUGA